Messenger RNA from Heterostelium album PN500, 2145 nucleotides. RefSeq lists its product as uncharacterized. Gene Ontology annotation, molecular function: protein binding. The record is from RefSeq and is a predicted model, not a curated record. NCBI's taxonomy places the organism in Eukaryota, Evosea, Eumycetozoa, Acytosteliales, Acytosteliaceae. Bases 1 to 2145 code for a protein of 714 amino acids. The transcript has 3 exons.
AUGUCAGUUAUUAUACAUCACUACAAGUGCACUCUACUUGACCCAAAUGGAGAGAGAAGUUUCAAGUAUCCAAAAUUGAUUACCAACGACUGGUGGUUCAGAGAUACCUAUAAAUCAGGAGUUGCUGCAAGAUUUGUGGUUGAAUCAAUUAGCUUUAAAAUCAACGCACUUUUUAACACUGUGACAGUAGAAUUUGAGUAUGGUAAAUAUGCUAUCUCAACAAAAACAGUGAAUGACGAAAUUUAUUUAUGUCAUUUACUUCUCUAUGAAUUUAAAGAGAAUAAUUCUUUUAAAAGAAUAAUCAAUUUAAUUGAUAUAAAUCAAAAAAUAUUUGAAUAUGUCAGAGAAAUAAAUGAUUUGACUUGUAAGAAUAGAUUGCAAAAGUAUGUGUCGCCCAAUCGACCGGAUAGUCUAGAUUCAGCAAAAGCAACACUAAGAUGCAAUUGGCAGCAACUAGCAUGCUUUCCAAGUGAGUUGGUCAGAUUUCGAUUGAAUCAGAGAUUCAAAGAGGUGUUGGAGUCGCUUCUCAUCGCCAUGACCACUGCUACAGCCCCUGACAGUUCUCAGGCUUUUCCAACCAAUUUCCUGUCGUCGUUCCUCAAAUCUCUGACAAAGGCUGCAUCACGUGGAAAUCUAGAGUUAAUACAAUAUACUUUCGAGCGAUGUUUGGAGUACAAAAUCGAUCUGAACUCUGGAGCUUAUCAAAUCGACUUUACCAAGAUAUUUAAUAAAGCCGUUGCCAAAGGACAUUUGCCAAUUGUUGAAUAUAUCUUUAGAGUAUCAAAGAUUGCUGAUUCCAGUGAUGGAAUGCAGAUUGCUUGUUGCAAUGCAAAUUUAGAGAUUGCUACAUUCAUACUGGCAAAUGGUUGGUUUGGAGAAAAUGGUACUGGAAAGAUGUGGAUGUAUCAUGCUGCUUUAAGUGGACACAUUCACAUUUUAGAAUUGUUACACCAAUCUAAUAUUCCACAGAAUCUUAAAGGAGCAAUGGAUGGUGUUGCAUCCAAAGGUCUUUUGUCGGUAAUGACUUGGCUCCACAAGAAUAGAAAUGAACAAUACACUCAAUCAACCUUGAAAAGUGCAGUUAAAAAUAACCACUUUGACAUUGUCAAGUUCUUGCACCUUAAUGGUGAAUUUGUUUCAACAGAAAACUUGGUCGAUCUGGCAGCUGGAACCGGAAAUCUAGAAAUGGUUAAAUAUCUCUGUGAGGUUAUGGGUCAUAGUGGUUCACCAAAAGCAGUGGAUGCUGCGUCUAGUCUUGGAUUCCUGCCGGUGGUUGAAUAUCUAUUGCCGCAAAGUGGAUGCACUGCCAAUGCAUUUGAUAAAGCUGCCAACCAAGGUCACCUGGAAAUCGUACAGUAUUUGCAUUCCAAUUCCACUGCUGGUUGCACUAGAGCAGCAAUGACAUUCACUGUUUCAAAUCCACAGUAUUUACCGGUACUCGAGUUCCUAGUUGCCAAUAGAACUGAGGGAGCUGCUCCUCCGAUGGCAAUGAAUUUCGCAGCGAGUAAAGGCAAUCUCGAAGCCGUUAAGAUCCUACACGAAAAGCUAGAUCACUCUUUCGAAUUUGAAUUGUUGGAUAUGGUGGCAUCGGGAGGUCAUUUCGAAGUUUUCAAGUAUAUCCAUUCCAAAGGAGCCAAUUGCACUGAAAGUUCAAUGGAUUAUUUUUGUAAGUUUGGCAAUAUUGAACCGUUGGAAUGGUUGGCCAAGAACAGAACUGAAGGAUGUUCAGAUUUUGGCUACUAUAUGGCGGCAAUGUAUGGUCAUUUGGCACCUAUCAUCUGGAUACACAAGAAUUAUAAUCUACCUUGUCAUCCUGAUGCCGUGGCUGCAGCUGCAAAAACCGGAAAUCUUGAGCUCGUCCGAUAUCUGGUUGAAGAGUUAAAGGCACCGGUCGAUCUAAUGGCAAUCAUAAAUGCAGGAACCAGAGGACAUCUUCCAAUAGUUCAAUUCCUCAUUCCUCAUUCAACUCAAGAGUCUAUGGAGAGAGCACUUGAAAGCGCUACAAUCAACAGACAUUUACCAGUUAUCGAAUUCCUCUCGAGUACCGUCAGCAUACCAUCAACAACAAAACAAACAAAGAUUAUAAAUUCCGUUUGUUAUGAUUAUAGAAAUAGAUUAAAUUUUAUUCAAUCAAAUAAAUUAUAA